Chilo suppressalis (striped riceborer) is the source of this 999-nucleotide messenger RNA. The record is from the annotation of a GenBank genome assembly. NCBI's taxonomy places the organism in Eukaryota, Metazoa, Arthropoda, Insecta, Lepidoptera, Crambidae.
UAUGUAUGUAUUUGUUAGUAUAGACAUAGUAAUGUGAUAUUAGUUUAGUUUAGCCGACCUCCACUAGACAGAAGGUCGUGGCAACACGGUAUAAUAAUCUUCAUAUGAUCUGUGUUUGAAUAUUAUAUUGCCGAAUGCGUACAUGCACUUUGACAAAAGUUUUCAAUGACGGUGACAAUGUUUUAACAUAUACCACUAUUAUUUGAAGUCUAAAACGUGAGCUGGUUUUGGAUCCAUUAAAAAGACAGGAAAGACUACUAGAUGUCGCUGCUCCAAGAUAUAGUCGUGUUCCUCUGCGGUUUCGUGGUGCCGUUGAGACUGGUCGCUGCUCAGGUGCCGCUCCCGGGAGGAUGUCCCAAGGUUCAGGUGGUGAACGACUUCCAAGCGCCCAGGUAUUUGGGGAAAUGGUAUGAGGCCGAGAAAUACUUCUUCGUGUUCGAGCUGGGCGGCAAGUGCGUCACCGCCACGUACACGGACCUCGGCAACGGAACUAUCGGCGUCUACAACUCCAAUUUUAACACUAUUACGAACUCACAGUCAGACAUACAAGGGACGGCUACUCUAGCUGAUCCCUCAGUGGCGAAGCUGGAGGUUCGAUUCCCGUCGGUGCCCGGCAACUUCGGAGCGCCCUACUGGGUCGUGGACACAGACUACACCGGCUACGCGCUCGUCUGGAGUUGCAAUGACUUCGGAUUCAUUCACACCGUAACUUCUUGGAUACUGACAAGGGAGCAGCAUCCUUCAGCCAAUGUCCUGAAUAAAGCGUAUGCAGCCGCAUCCAAAAACCAAAUAAAUAAAAAAUUCUUCAUGAAGACUGAUCAAAAUGACUGCCCUGUAAGAGGACCUCCAUAGAAGGAUCACAUUUAAGUCAGAAUAAUUGUCAGUGAUGUUAAUUAUGCAUUAUUAUGUGCCAAAACCGCAUCGGUAUUUUCUUAUUUUUUUAAUGAAACAAUUAGGAUAUAUUUCGAAUAGAUUCGAAAGCUUUUAACUAGACUCAGC